Scaptodrosophila lebanonensis is the source of this 554-nucleotide messenger RNA. Its product is annotated as acylphosphatase-2. The transcript has 3 exons. Gene Ontology annotation, molecular function: acylphosphatase activity. The record is from RefSeq and is a predicted model, not a curated record. Bases 141 to 446 code for a protein of 101 amino acids. Lineage: Eukaryota; Metazoa; Arthropoda; Insecta; Diptera; Drosophilidae.
AGUACAAUGCAUUGAGCUGUAAGCUUGCAAAAAGCGUGAAAAAUCGACAAUAACCCGACUCUAAAAAGUGCCUUUAAUUUUACAUAAUCGCAAGUACGUAGUUGCAAACAGAUUUCAAGCGCGAGGUAAGAUCAGUAGAUAUGGGCAUUCCGGAUAUUCGUCAGCUGGUCACUUUGGAGUUCGAGGUCUUUGGACAUGUGCAAGGCUGCUAUCUCACGAAAGAUACGAGAGAUCGCUGCACGAAAGCCGGCAUUACAGGCUGGGUGAAGAACACAAAGCAGGGCACAGUGGUGGGUAAGAUGCAGGGCCCUAAGGAGGAGGUGGAUAAAAUGAUCACCUGGCUAUCCAGCGAGGGUUCUCCAGGCUGUCAAAUCGAACGCUGCGAGCUGCGAAAUCAAGGCAAUUUAAAUCGGCUGGACUACAAAGACUUCGCCAUUAGAUUUUAAUUGUGUUGCCCAUGUGCAAAUAUUGUGUGUAAUUUGUAGUUUCUGUGUUUGUUAUGUGCAUUACUUUGAUAAGUUUGUAAAUAAAUAAAUAAACAAAACACGACCUAA